Triticum turgidum subsp. durum (durum wheat) is the source of this 1833-nucleotide messenger RNA. Lineage: Eukaryota; Viridiplantae; Streptophyta; Magnoliopsida; Poales; Poaceae. The record is from the annotation of a GenBank genome assembly.
AUGUUGAAAAGGAAUCUGAAGGAGCUGGAAUUACUCUGGGGAAGGGAUGGACCAACUACAGAUGUUGAUAUUCUUGCAAGCUACUUGAGCCAAACAGAGCUGGAAUUAGUGUCGGGUAGAGAUGUUCCAACUGCAGAUGCUGAUAUUCUUGAUGCUCUUCAACCACACUCUAAUCUUAGAGUACUUACAAUUGCAAAUCAAGGUGGUACCGUUGGUCCUAGCUGGUUGUGUCUUGACAUCUGGUUAACUAGUUUAGAGAGACUCACUAUAGAAGGCGUAUGUUGGAGCACCCUCCCACCUUUUGGGAAGCUACCAAAUCUCAAGGUACUCAAUUUGAAGAAAAUUUCUGGAAUGAAUCAGUUUGGGCUGCGAUGUGGUGGCGCUCCAGGGAAAUGUUCUAUGCGCUUGAAGACAAUCGAGUUUUUUGAUAUACCACAACUUGUUGAGUGGGUUCUGGAACCUAAUUGCCAUUCCUUUCCAAGUCUUGAAACAAUCGAAUGCAUCGGUUGUCCCAAUCUCUGUGUGAUGCCCUUGUCGGAGGUAUCUUGCACCAAUUUGCGCACACUUCGAAUUGUCAGGUGCCCCAAGAUUUCUCUGCCCUCCAUGCCUCACACCUCCACACUGACAGAUUUGAAUGUUGAAAGAGGUGGAAGACGUUAUUCAGAAACAUUGUUGUCUUAUGAUGGAAACAGAUUGGUUGUUACAGGGUAUGGCGGUGCUUUGGCCUACCACAAUCUGGAUAAAGUAGAAUAUAUGGCUAUUGAAAAUGUAUCGCACAUUUCAUUGACAGACAUCAAAAAGCUUAAAUCCUUAACAGAACUAAGUGUCGGAAGAUGCGACGGUUUGUUCCCUGAAGAGCUGGAUGGCAGUAUUGUCUUCCAUUCAGUUAAGAGCCUCGAAUUAGACGUAUCUCAUCUUACCAGCAGCAAAUCAUCAUCGUCGAAAGUGUUAAACUGUUUCCCAGCUCUUUCUGUGUUGGUGAUAGUUGGCUAUGAGGAAUGUGUAAUGCAGUUCCCAUCAUCCACCUCACUGCAGAAACUUACCUUCUCAAGGUGUAAGGGCCUAGUUCUUGUGCCUGUGGAGAAUGGAGGAGGAAUUCAGGAGGACAAGUCAUUGCUCCAAUCAUUAACCAUAGUCAGCUGUGGCGAAUUGUUCUGUCGGUGGCCAAUGGGAGAAUCGGAGACCAUUUGCCCUUUCCCUGCUUCCCUGAGGGAACUUGAUGUUUGUGAAGAGCCAAGCAUGAAGUCAAUGGCUCUGCUCUCAAACCUCACGUCUCUCACCACUCUAAGCCUAAAACACUGUUGUAAUCUAACAGUGGACGGAUUCAAUCCUCUCGUCGCAGUCAACCUCAUGGAACUGGAAGUGCGUAUGUGCAACACCUUAGCAGCAGAUAUGCUCUCAAAGGUGGCCAAAUUAUUGCCUGCAGGUUACAUCUCUAGACUAGAGAAACUCACGGUGGAUGACAUCUGUGGAUUGCUUGUUGCUCCUAUUUGCAACCUCCUCGCCCCGGCCCUCCACACACUUAUAUUCGAGAAAGACAAUGAGAGGAUGGAAGGCUUGACGGAAGAGCAAGAGAAAGCGCUGCAGCUCCUCGCCUCCCUCCACAACCUAGGUUUUUGGUGGUGCGACGGUCUGCAGUCCCUUCCUCAAGGGUUACAUCGCCUCUCUUCUCUCAAGGAGUUACGUGUCUUUGGGUGUGAAGAAAUCCGAUCGAUGCCCAAGGAGGGCCUCCCCGUUUCGCUGAGAGAACUCCAGAUGAAUUGUCGCUGCGCUGAGAUAAAGGAGCAAAUUGAGAAAAUCAAAAGAGCCAACCCAGAUUUAUACGUCUAUUGA